AUGCGCGUCCUUGUAGAGACUUCAAUCAAGAAGCCCAACUGCGACGUUCAUCAAAAUGCAAACAUACCCCCCCACGCCCUCUACGAAACAACGAAGAACGCUCAAAGCAAGCCCAAGCGACGUCCCAAGAAAUAUCGUGCAGUCGAACGCUCCGACGGUGUCAUUGUUGAACAUCCUCGCUAUCGCCCCGCAACUUUACAACAAAAACCAUUAUCGCAGUCGCAUCCCCAGAGGGCUUUUCUGCUUGACCAUACGUUUUCAUCCAAAGAGAUGAAAGACGCGAAGUCUAGCAGGAUGACGUAUGACCUCCUGGGUGUUGGGUGUUUCGGGAGCGAUGCGAUACAUAGAGGGCAUUACGAUACGGCAAAGAUAGGAAGAGGAGACUUCUGUGGAGCGGAACAUAAUCAGUGGACAUUUGUUGGGAUUGAAAUGUAUACCUCUCAACGACGGAGUUUUGUCGGAUCAGAACCAAUCGAUCGUUUUCUCUGUGAAUCGGGGCCUUGGAGCUCAUGUACUCGAAGAGAGGGGGAAAUGUAG
Molecule: messenger RNA, 537 nt
Organism: Bipolaris oryzae ATCC 44560
Lineage: Eukaryota; Fungi; Ascomycota; Dothideomycetes; Pleosporales; Pleosporaceae
Exons: 1
Coding region: 1-537 (178 amino acids)
Source: RefSeq, a predicted model, not a curated record